AUGUCGAAGCGUGGUAAGUACAUGGUUAGUUUUUUUGUUGACUACUCCGGCACGAGAAGGAAGCUGCAACAGUACUUGAUUUUUUUUAAGGACGUGGUGGCUCUUCGGGAGGCAAGUUUCGCAUCUCUCUGGGUCUUCCCGUUGGGGCAGUGAUCAAUUGUGCUGAUAACACUGGCGCUAAAAAUCUCUAUGUAAUCGCUGUUUUUGGCGUCCGCGGUCGCCUCAACCGUCUCCCCUCGGCUGCAACUGGCGACUGUGUCGUCUGUUCUGUGAAGAAGGGCAAGCCGGAGCUUCGGAAGAAGGUUUGGCAGGCCGUGGUUAUAAGACAACGGAAGUCAUACCGGAGAAAGGACGGGACCUUUAUCUACUUCGAAGAUAAUGCGGGUGUUAUUGUGAAGCCCAAUGGUGAAAUGAAAGGUAAGUGACCCGAGAGUACCACAUGCAAUUAAAAUAUCGCUCGAGGCGCAUGCCAAAUUACGCUGCGGUCCCCGACGGCGUCCAGACAGCAUGCCACAAUGAUGUGCCAGCCCUUUAACACCAUGAACACUGGCCACAACCACUUAUUUAUGCACACCUUAGAUGAACAGUCAAGCGUUUAUGCCGAUUUGGUUUUUCCUGACAGUCCGACAUUCCUGUUUUAACGCCCAUUAAGGGUUCAUCAACGAUACACGCCUGGACUUGCAGGCCGAUGUGGUAGUGUGCCGUAGUCGUUUUGCGGCCCUUAAGCAUCUGACACUAUUCCCUGACGUUCCAGUUUCCUAGUUUGGGGUUUUUGUUGCAUUUUCCUUGUGACGGCCACGAACGCCCCUUCCGAGACGGAAGCACUAGAUCAAAACGGUGACCACAUUAACUCAUGGGACGCCGUUGUUAGACCGCCCCAAGUCUGUACGACUGAUGUGCGUCUGUGAGGCGAGCACUAGACGGUGGCAGACCUCGCUCCAGUCAUCCCGACCAAUCUCGCCAGUCGCUAAAAACCUCGGACAGUCCAUCAGUUCUAGGGAGAAAGAAGUAGUGGUAAGUGCGCUACCCUGGAGUCCAUCGUCACGACAACAGUGUAUUCUUCAUAGUAAUAGAACUUACACGAACUUAUAACGACGCGUCAAGUAUCAUGGCUUCAGGCGUUGCCAACAGACGAGUUAACUCAGUCUUGCGCAGGACUGAAGGCCAAAUUUCAUUGGCCUCUCAACGCAUCUGGCAUGGCACUCACGUGUGGCCAAAGAUCGCGUAAAUGGAGCUUGCUGCAUAUGGGAUCGUGGACGGGUCGUGUCACUCGUAGACGGGUAUAGCUUUGUCAACCAUUGAGCUCACACCUACUUACAAUCGUCGAGACGUGUUGGGCGCAGUAAGAGCGAGGCAGAUGCAACGAAGGUUUGCUUUUCUGUGCCAUUUCAGCUCUAAUGUCAAGUGCGUUCAAAUUGCGGGGCUGGGCCUUAUCUUGUCGCUUGCGACGGCAACUCUAUCAAAAGGGUUUGUUUCUACGAACUCACCAUUGUCGGGCGCUGUAGAGUUCACUGCCAUCACAAGUGAGCUUUCUGGGCGUCGAACCAUUGCAUUUGCGACACGUGGUAACUGGCAUAUUGUUUACCUACUUUGUUUUAACAUCCAACGGCUGCUUUUCAGUUCCAUUCGAUUAAAGUCCACCUUUUUUUUGUAGGUUCCGCCAUUACGGGUCCUGUUGCAAAAGAAUGUGCUGACAUGUGGCCUAGAAUAGCUUCCAACGCGGGAUCCAUUCACUGA
Spirometra erinaceieuropaei is the source of this 1737-nucleotide messenger RNA. The record is from the annotation of a GenBank genome assembly. NCBI's taxonomy places the organism in Eukaryota, Metazoa, Platyhelminthes, Cestoda, Diphyllobothriidea, Diphyllobothriidae.